Messenger RNA from Diplodia corticola, 1320 nucleotides. Its product is annotated as microfibril-associated protein. Bases 1 to 1320 code for a protein of 439 amino acids. The record is from RefSeq and is a predicted model, not a curated record. Gene Ontology annotation, cellular component: U2-type spliceosomal complex. Lineage: Eukaryota; Fungi; Ascomycota; Dothideomycetes; Botryosphaeriales; Botryosphaeriaceae. Gene Ontology annotation, molecular function: RNA binding. Gene Ontology annotation, biological process: mRNA splicing, via spliceosome. The transcript has a single exon.
AUGCCGCCCAAACGAAUGACAGCCAACCCCACGCGACCGGCGCGCUACCGCCCGGGCAAACCCACCGCCGCCGAAGAACCAUCCUCCUCCGAAGAAGACGAAUCCGACGCCGACGAGGGGCAGGAAGAAGAACAACAACGACAACAACAACCAACAAACUCGACCGCCGCCGCGCCAAAAGCUUCAUCCUUCCCCAAAGACGCGUCCGCGAAGAUCGCCAGCAACCUCAAAAACGUCGACCUCAACGCGCGCCGGCAAGCAGCCGCCGCGGCGGAGGCGGCGCGGCUGGAGGCGGAGAAGGCGGCGCGGGCGGCGGCGGAGGAGGGGUUCGAGACGGAGGAGGAGGAAGAGAGCGGCGGUGGGAGCGGCGAGGGCAGCGAGAGCGACGAGAGUGGCAGCAGUGAAGAGGAGGAGGAGGAUAGCAGCAGUAACGAAGACGAGGCUGCGGCGAGGCGCAAGAAGAUGCUGCGCCCGGUGUUCGUGCGGAAGGACCAGCGGAAAGGCACGAGUGCGGGGGCGGCGGCGGCGCAGAAGACGGAAGACGAGGUCUUUGCGGAGGAGGAGGCGAAGCGGAAGGCGAGGGCGGACGCGCUCGUGCAGGAGCAGCUGGAGCGCGUGGCGGCGGAGCGGGCGGCGGGCAAGAAGCAGUGGGACGACGAGGACAACCUGGGGGACCUGGACGACGUGGACGACGCGGACGGCGUGGAUCCCGAGGCCGAGUUCGCGGCGUGGAGGCUGAGGGAGCUGCGGCGGGUGAAGCGCGAGCGCGAGGCCAUCGAGGAGGCGGAGAAGGAGCGCGAGGAGGUGGAGCGCCGCAGGGGGUUGACGCAGGAGGAGCGCGACGCGGAGGACCGCGAGUUUAUCGAGAGGCAGAGGGAAGAGCGCGCGGGCAAGGGCACGAUGAGCACGAUGCAGAAGUACUUCCACAAGGGCGCGUUCUUCCAGGACGACCUCAAGGACGCGGGGCUCGACCGCAGGGACAUCAUGGGGUCGCGGUACGUUGACGACGUGCAGAACAAGGAGGCGCUGCCGGAGUACAUGCAGAUUCGGGAUAUGACGAAGCUCGGCAAAAAGGGGAGGACGAGGUACAAGGACAUGAGGAGCGAGGAUACCGGGCGGUGGGGCGACUUUGGUGACCGUAGAGGCAAGGGCGGCGGUGCUUACUACAAGGGAGUCGAUGAACGGUUCAGACCGGAUGGUGGUGAGGUGGAGGGUAGAGCUGGCGCGACCGGCGCUAAUGCGAGCGCUGUGGGUGAGCGGAAGAGACAUGGGGAUGACAGGGAGGACCGGGAUGGGAAGCGGCCGAGGGUGGCAGACUGA